Molecule: messenger RNA, 2520 nt
Organism: Hevea brasiliensis (rubber tree)
Lineage: Eukaryota; Viridiplantae; Streptophyta; Magnoliopsida; Malpighiales; Euphorbiaceae
Product: outer envelope protein 61
Exons: 11
Coding region: 271-2178 (635 amino acids)
Molecular function (GO): protein binding
Source: RefSeq, a predicted model, not a curated record
CCUAUUCAGGUUUGGUGGGCGAACUCUUCCUUUUAUAACAGGACAAGUAAUGCUAACGAUUUACUUUUCUUCAAUUUUCCACAUCUCUUUAUAAAAAUCCUACCAUCUUGUACCUGAAAUUCGUAUCUGAUUCUAUCUCUAUAUAUUGCUGUCUUCAGAAAUUGUACAAGUUGAUACAUUCUUGUUUUUCAAGUGCAAAUUUGGCCUUUUGUGUUUUGAAUUUGAAUUUCAAAGGCAAUAUUGUUAAGAACAGGGAGACAGUUGAGUAGGAUGUUUAACGGAAUGAUGGAUCCUGAGUUGAUCAGACUUGCUCAGGAGCAAAUGAGUCGCAUGUCACCUGCCGAGUUAGCCAGGAUCCAACAACAGAUGAUGGGUAAUCCAGAGUUGAUGAAAAUGGCUUCAGAAAGCAUGAAGAACAUGAGGCCUGAAGACUUGAGACAGGCUGCGGAACAGUUAAAGCAUGUUCGUCCAGAGGAGAUGGCUGAGAUUGGUGAGAAAAUGGCCAAUGCAUCACCUGAUGAGAUAGCUUCCAUGCAUGCCCGUGUUGAUGGCCAGAUCAACUAUAAAAUAAAUGCGGCUAAGAUGCUAAAGAAACAGGGUAAUGAACUUCACAGCCAAGGAAGGUUCAAAGAAGCCUCACAGAAAUAUCUACUUGCAAAGAAAAACCUAAAAGGAAUUCCAUCCUCCAAAGGCAAAUCACUUAUGUUGGCAUGCUCUCUUAACCUGAUGUCAUGUUACCUGAAAAUUAGGCAGUAUGAAGAAUGCAUAAAAGAAGGCUCAGAGGUUUUGGAAUAUGAUUCAAAAAAUAUCAAAGCUCUCUAUCGGAGGGGCCAAGCCUAUAAAGAACUAGGCCGAUUGGAGGAUGCUGAAUCUGAUUUGAGUGAAGCUCAUGAAAUUUCUCCUGAUGAUGAAACUAUUGCAGAUGUUUUAAGGGAUGCCAAGGAAAGAUUGACUCGAGAAGGUGGUCAUGCACCAAGGAGAUUAAUAAUCGAAGAAAUAACUGAAGAAGUUGGGACUACAUCUUCUCAAAACCCAGGUUCAUCUGCAGCAUAUUCAGUGUCACAAUCAAAGCAAACUGUUGAUACUUCUAGCAGUGAAAGUAAUGCUAAUGGCAAGGGUUUAACCAAUUCAGAGUCUGUGCAUGCUUUGAAAGAUGACCCAGAAGCUAUAAGAUCAUUCCAAAAUUUCAUAUCUAAUGCUGAUCCCGAAACUUUGGCUGCUUUAAGCGGUGGAAAAGCUGGAGAGGUAUCUCCUGAGAUGUUCAGGACUGCCUCAAAUAUGAUUAGCAAGAUGUCACCUGAAAAGCUCCAGAAAAUGAUUCAAAUGGCUUCCUCUUUUCACGGGGGAAACCCAUAUACUGUUGGUGAUUCUUCAGAUAACAGUUUCACACCCGGUUCAGUUCCUCCCAAUGUGUCGCCAGACAUGCUUAAAACAGCAACUGAAAUGAUGAGUAAGAUUCCCCCUGAAGAGCUGCAGAAAAUGUUUGAAAUGGCAGGUUCUUCAGAUACUACUUUUAACAAUUUCGGACCCAGCUCAGUUCCUCCAAACAUGUCGCCAGACAUGCUUAAAACAGCAACUGAUUUGAUGAGUAAGAUGCCCCCUGAUGAGCUUCAGAAAAUGUUUCAAAUGGCAUCCUCUAUGAGAGGAAAUGACUCGGUUCCAAAAGCAGCAGCUUUAAGUACUAAUAGACUAAAUUCAGACGCUGGGUCAAAACUGACAGGACAAGAAGGAAAUUUUGUAGUUGAUAGGAAUGACAUAAGUGAAACUAGUUCCUCAAAUGGUUUAUUUUCAAGCUCAAGAAAUGCUUCUCCGCUAAGCUUUCCUAGCUCAACUGCUGAUAUGCAAGAACAAGUGAGAAACCAGAUGAAAGAUCCCGCUAUGCGACAGGUGUUCACAUCAAUGAUGAAGAAUAUGAGCCCAGAGAUGAUGGCGAACAUGAGCGAACAAUUUGGAUUGAAACUUUCUCCUGAAGAUGCUGGCAAAGCUCAGCAAGCCAUGUCGUCUUUAUCGCCAGAUGACUUGGAUAGAAUGAUGCGAUGGGCAGAUAGGAUACAAAGAGGAGCUGAAGGUGCAAGGAAAGCCAAGAACUGGUUACUAGGGAGACCUGGUAUGAUAAUGGCUAUAUGCAUGCUCAUCUUAGCCAUGAUCCUUCACUGGCUAGGCUACAUUGGGAGGUAAGGAGGACCCAACCCUUUUUAAAGUUGUCAGGCAAGUUUAACUUCCAGCUCAGCUAGGAUUGGCUGAACUACUCGUGUAUAAGAAUGGAAGUAGAAAGCGAAGCAAACGAUGUAGGGAAUGAAGAAAAUUGAGAAAUUAUAGGACAGCUGUAAUUUGUACAUUGGGUGACGAAGAUGAUCCCAUAAUUGUUUGAUUUGUUGGUUUUGAGAUUUUUGUUUGUGAACUAAAAGGGAACUCAGAAAGGAGAUUCAAAGUUAUUGAACUAAUGUCCACUAGCUUUUGUGUAAUAUUAUGUAUUUAGCUGUUCAGCAUAUUGAGGUUACCCCUAAACACUAUUAAGGA